AUGGUUGCCCACGGACAAGUCCAGCCCUCCCGUUCAAAAUCCCGAGUCGUUGAUCAGGGCGUUGAAAAGAAAACUUUGCCCACUAUUGUUGGAGAGCUAGAGCCAGUCAUUACCAAUUUGGUGAAAAACGCCCUGUCCAACCCAGCUACAUGGCCUGGUGGGCUGCCAACCACUCCGGUCUGUGCCUUCGGACUAUCCACGCCGCCGCUAGAUACCGACGAACUGGAGAAGCAGUUGGUAGAUGUUGCUGAGACCAGCUGUCAGUCUGAAUAUACCGACUUUGACUCCCCUGGCACUUUCGAGCCUGGAGAGAUCAACCCCGGAAAUUUCAAGGCCGAAAAGCAGCAUAGUCCAAUUUCUCGGUCUGAGGAGCCUGUUACAAUGGGUCAGUUGAAAUGCCUGCUCCAAGCUGUGCUGGAACACAAACCUCAAUCGACUUCGGAGAUUGCGGAUAGUGAUCUGGUCGACAACCAGCAGAAACAGGAAAGAGUUGGAGCCUCCAUACCAGACUACAAAAUCAUCCUUGAAAAGUGGGAGAAACUAAUCGACGAAGGGCAUUGUUCAGUUGGAUCAGCUGUGGCUACUGAGCCUGCCCAGCCCCCCUGUGCUCGUAAGGAACAGGAAGAGAACGUUCAGGCGGUAGAUGAAAUUGAUCUCAAGAGUCCGAUCUGCACUACCCCAGAAGAUUUCAAAUCGUUCGAAAAGUGGGCCUCGACACCCCAACUGAAGACGGUCGUGGAAACCUGGGACAAAGACACGAGCAGAUACAAAAUCGGAGAGCCAGUGGAGACCAACAGUAGUCUGGACGACUAUGCUGGAUAUGCAUUCGUUGUUCGCGAACGUGUUGAACGACAUUCCAAGGAAGUCACGAUUUACAUAGACAUCAAAUCUGAAGGCCUGCGCGACAUCCUGCGGGUAGUACUGCAUGACAUCAAAGCUAUUAGCCUGAUGGAGGACAAGCCAUCGAUCGAGCGAAACAUCCUUUUUCAUUUUCUCCCAGAGCUUGACAAAUAUGCGGAGAAUAACAGCGCAGACUCUGCCUUCCCACGGCAGAACCUCUGCUUGCUUAUCGACCACCUCAAGCAAGCGUAUUCCUCAACCACGCACCGUCUCGAGUCAAUGCUGCAGCACGGUCACAUUACUUAUGACCUUAUCUGGGCGCUUUUCAAACCGGGCUCCCAUGUUUUCACGACAUGCCUGGGCACACAAGAGCCUCGAUGUGUUAUAUUUGACGCAGGGGAAGAGAUAACACAAAAUGACGAGACGUGGUUUAAUCUCGAAUGCCGAUUCCUUGAUUACGACGGGGUUAAGUUCGGCGAGGCUGGUAUCUUUCUGCGUGUGCCAAAGUUCCGGGGGUCACAGCCGAUCGAGACCCUUGAGGCCUUCCCUCUCUGCUAUCAUCCAAGGCACCAGCAAGUCCGAAAAGACUUGGUCGGGAGAGGCCAAAAGUUUCGGGAUUUGGCCGGCUCGCACAUUCGGCACUGCAAUGGCAGCGCAUUCUUUAUGAACAAAGGAAAGGCAAUCAGAGUCAACAUCAAUAGCCGAGUGGCAGUGGACGCCGCAUUUUUCCAUGAUAUGCAGCCAAACUACUCCCGACCGUCGCACCGCCACCUAGGGGUCAAGGACAAGAAUGGAAUUGCAGUUUUUGACCUGGGUGCGAUGCUGAUGGAGGACCGCGAGCGACAGAAGGAGAGAAUGCAAGGAGACGGCAUGGAGGCACAAAAGUUGUGCGAGGCCAAUUUCUUGGUUGCCUGCCCAACUGUCUGCUGUUUCAGUUUCAAGGAGAAAAUGUUCUUGGAAUGCGCAGUCAGUGCUCUUGGGAACGUGGAUUGGUCCCCUGAAUCGUUCGACUGCCUGCAGAUCCCUUCAGAGACCAAGACCAUUCUCUUAUCAUUGGCGAAAACUCGCCUAGGGAUGAUACCGACGGUACCGUUCGACGACGUAAUAGAUGGAAAGGGCCAAGGAUUCAACAUUCUUCUAGAUGGACCACCGGGAGUCGGAAAGACUUUCACAGUUGAGGCUACCUCGGAGUAUUUUAAGCUCCCGCUCUAUUCGAUAUCCGCAGGCGAACUUGUUGUCAACCACGGAGAUUCCAAUGCGCUUGAGCAACAACUGGAAAUAAUAUUCAAGAUCGCCAAACACUUUAAUGCUGUGCUUCUUUUGGAUGAGGCAGACGCGUUUAUGGAGCGGCGUGAAUCUUACCACGAUACCCACAAUUGCCUUGUGACGAUUUUCCUCCGAAAGCUGGAAUAUUAUCAAGGAAUUCUCUUCUUGACGUCAAACAGGGGUAUCCAGUUUGAUGACGCAAUUCUCAGCCGGACCCAUUUGGUCAUUGAAUAUGAGAAUUUAACGAGAGAGUUUCGCAGAGAUCUCUGGUCAACUUUUCUGGCCAAGGCGUGCACAAUGAAAGGACCUGCCGUUGUUGAGGAGCACGAACUCCAACAAUUGGAGACUUUAGCUCUGAAUGGACGAGAGGUGGGUGUCCAAGUCGCUGCACUGCCUUUCACUUGCCGACUAAUCGAGAACCAGAUCAAAAACAUCGCAGCGAUUGCACACGCGCUCGCGGAGGCUGACUCAAAUCUGGUGAACUACGAGUACUUGAAGUUAGCCGCCGAAUCGAAUAGGAAAUUUUCAAAGGAGUUUGGCAGAGAGAGGCCUGCUGAUGGAAUGUAUGUCUAA
Molecule: messenger RNA, 2679 nt
Organism: Aspergillus calidoustus
Lineage: Eukaryota; Fungi; Ascomycota; Eurotiomycetes; Eurotiales; Aspergillaceae
Source: the annotation of a GenBank genome assembly